AUGGCAGGGAUAGAGAGAAAAAGCAGGAGAAAUGUGUCUAGAAAUAUUUUCUUACAUAAUGUGUACUAACUUAACAAGUACUCACGAGAGAUAAGAUUAUUAAAUAACUCACUAUAGUAGAAUCAUUAGUUGAAACAAAGGGAAGGCGAGCCCACCUGCCUGUCUUAUCAGUCGUGAGCAAGAUUUCGGUCCGUCAGAAAUACAAGACGGACAGUAUACGAGUUCACAACACAGACAUGUCACGGCUACUUUUCUUCACUGUCUUCUGUUGUUUUAUAAAAGGCUACACAGCGAACCUGUGUAAUUCGUACAGCACGCUGCCAUACACCCGGGCCAGGAGUAUAUUUAACACGGCAGACCAUACCCCAUCAAACCCCAUAUGUGACGAUAAACUCGUUCCGGGCUGGUAUGCCAUGGAAUAUUUUGCGUCCAUUCCUACGUCCUGUCCAGCUUCCUUUAGUUGUGGAACCCUCCUCCCUGUAUGGAUAAAUGGCAGUAACCCGGGCACGACUGAUGGACCCGUCACUAUGCAGGGUUGUGUAAACUCGGGAGUCGCUACGUCCUGCUGCUCGUCAGUAUUCGACAUCGGAGUCAGGAACUGUGGCUCGUUUUUCAUAUAUUUCCUCAGACCAACCCCUGGAUGUCCGUUAGCUUACUGUUCAGAUUUUAAAGAAUUGCGCAGCACUACAGUCGGUACAACUCUCACAACAGCCGGAAGUACUCUGUCCAGUGGUCGUACACAAGGCACGCCGCAAUCCACCGCGGCCACAAAACCACCCACAAAACCGUCCACUGUCGGACCACACUGGAUCACCUUCCCACAUUAAACAGAUUUUGCAGAACACAAGAACAUUUUAUCAUCAAAUAAAUGAUAAUUAUUGA
Molecule: messenger RNA, 882 nt
Organism: Pecten maximus
Lineage: Eukaryota; Metazoa; Mollusca; Bivalvia; Pectinida; Pectinidae
Product: oncoprotein-induced transcript 3 protein-like
Exons: 5
Coding region: 237-827 (196 amino acids)
Source: RefSeq, a predicted model, not a curated record